Alosa alosa (allis shad) is the source of this 7674-nucleotide messenger RNA. RefSeq names its product host cell factor C1a (gene hcfc1a). Gene Ontology annotation, biological process: chromatin remodeling; regulation of DNA-templated transcription. The transcript has 28 exons. Gene Ontology annotation, molecular function: protein binding; transcription coactivator activity. The coding region runs from base 933 to 6380 and encodes 1815 amino acids. Lineage: Eukaryota; Metazoa; Chordata; Actinopteri; Clupeiformes; Clupeidae. The record is from RefSeq and is a predicted model, not a curated record. Gene Ontology annotation, cellular component: histone methyltransferase complex.
GCCAGUGCUAACGUUACGUUGAGUAAUUGAAGCUGGCGAGUUAGAAUAUGUUAGCUUCACCAUUCAUGUUAUUGGAGAAAGUGAUACAGUCGUGUAAUUUAUGCAAGACGUAGUAGUAUACUUGCGCUUGAGUAUUGCAUACACUUAAAUUAUUACAUACUUAGGUAGGAACAAUUUUCCAUUUCUUUAUUGAAUUGGUGACAAGAUGGCGACUCCCAGGGAAGCAUGAAAAUAGAUGCCUGCUAUAAAUGGAGAAACUAUUUCAUACAUAUUGGCUUUAUGUUUCGAUGCAAUGUGUACUCUCUGUUCUUACAUUUCUCGCGAUUAAUUUCUGAAUGAAGCUAAGUAAGUUGUUUGCGUCACUAUUUCACCAGAUGUAUGUUUGCUUCUUAAUUCUCAAUAUUUUUUUUUUUUUUCGAGUCGCCAUUUUUUAAACUGGCGGAGGAGGUUUAUUUGGCUGUUACAAGAUGGCGACUCCCAUGGAGGGGUACUCUCUAGUUUCUGAGGGAUAUCGGUGCAAAAUGCAAUUGCUAUAUGCGACAUUUUGAAAAUUGACUAUAAUAUAAUUUUUUCUUAUUGAUGGUAGCAGUGUAUGCACGCAAGUUUGCAAGUUGAAGGACCUGGUCUUUUGUUGCAGACGGACCGGCUUUUUGUCUUCUUACGGAGCGUCUGUAAAAUGGCGGCUUCCAUGGAUUUUAACGUUACAUUUUCCUGAAAUCAUUUGAAAUAUUUGCAGUGGCUGUGGAAACCAUCUCAUUGGAUAGAUGUGAAUAAAACAACUUAGUUCUCUUCUUAUUGUGCGACAACAGACACUGAGUGAUUGGAUCCUCUGCUAUUCUGCCAGCUAGCUAAUUAGCCUGCUAAGUGGGAUAGCUUAGCAGACGUUUUAUUCAUUUGGCGUAGCUGGUUAGCACUAGCAUUUAGCAGAGGACAUGACAUCCCCUGGUUCCGCUUUGUCUGGAACCAGCGGUUCAACGCUUCAGCCGCGUUGGAAGCGAGUUCUUGGAUGGUCUGGCCCCGUCCCUCGGCCAAGACAUGGACACAGAGCAGUUGCUAUCAAGGAGCUUAUGGUGGUGUUCGGAGGUGGGAAUGAAGGAAUUGUUGAUGAGCUCCACGUCUAUAACACAGCUACCAAUCAGUGGUUUAUUCCAGCCGUCCGUGGGGACAUUCCUCCAGGCUGUGCAGCAUACGGUUUUGUGUGCGAUGGUACUCGACUGCUGGUGUUUGGAGGGAUGGUGGAGUAUGGGAAGUACAGCAAUGACCUUUACGAACUGCAGGCCAGUAGAUGGGAGUGGAAGAAAUUGAAGCCAAAAGCCCCGAAGAAUGGGCCCCCACCUUGCCCCCGUCUGGGGCACAGCUUUUCUCUAGUGGGCAAUAAGUGCUACCUGUUUGGAGGGUUGGCCAAUGAUAGUGAAGACCCUAAAAACAACAUUCCCAGGUAUCUAAAUGACCUGUACACACUGGAGCUGCGUCCUGGCUCCUCUGUGGUGGGCUGGGACAUCCCCAUCACAUAUGGUGUGCUGCCUCCCCCACGCGAGAGCCAUACUGCAGUGGUCUACACAGAGAAGGACACCAAGAAGUCACGGCUCGUCAUCUACGGGGGCAUGAGUGGCUGCCGCUUGGGAGACCUGUGGACCCUUGACAUAGACACUCUCACCUGGAACAAGCCCGCACUGAGUGGCACAGCUCCCCUUCCACGCAGUCUUCACUCGGCCACCACCAUCACAAACAAGAUGUUUGUUUUUGGUGGCUGGGUGCCCCUGGUUAUGGAUGAUGUGAAAGUGGCCACACACGAGAAAGAGUGGAAGUGUACAAAUACACUGGCUUGUCUAAAUUUGGAUUCAAUGAAUUGGGAGAAUGUGUUGAUGGACACCCUGGAAGAUAAUGUACCCAGAGCCCGUGCAGGACACUGUUCAGUGUCCAUUAACUCUAGACUGUAUGUGUGGAGUGGACGUGAUGGGUACCGCAAAGCCUGGAAUAACCAGGUGUGCUGCAAAGACUUGUGGUAUCUCGAGACAGAGAGGCCACAUGCGCCCUCGCGUGUGCAGCUGGUCCGUGCCAACACCAACUCCCUGGAGGUGAGCUGGGGCGCGGUGCCUACGGCCGACACCUACCUGCUGCAGCUGCAGAAGUACGACAUCCCCUCUGCCACAGCGGCCACCUCGCCCAACCUCAACGCCGCUACCUCUCUCCCCAGCAACUCCCCCAAGAGCCCCGCGCCAGCGUCCGCCGCACCCGCGGCCCAGAGCCUGCCCCACACUGGCAUCAGCCUGAUGGCCCAGGCCUCCUCCCCGACCGCAUCAGGCCUACCCGUCCUGCCCAACAUGCCAGGCAGCCCACUGGGGGCCUCCACUGCUCGUGGCCCAGCAAUCCUGAAAGUGGCAGCUCCCCAGGGUGGCACUGGCACAUCUAUAGUAACUGUGCGUCAAGCCAACCAAGCUGGGAAGUCCCCGGUCACUGUGACGUCGCUUCCUGCAGGUGUUCGCAUGGUUAUACCAGCACAAACCACACAAGGAGCGCCAAUUGGAAACAGCCCUCAGAUGAGUGGCAUGGCAGCUCUGGCUGCUGCUGCAGCCGCAACACAGAAGAUCCCGCCCUCAUCCACUCCCACAAUGCUAAGUGUUCCAGCUGGGGCUACCAUUGUGAAGACUAUGGCUGCUUCACCAGGCUCCACCACAGUCAAAAUGGCCUCACCAGUCAUGGUGAGCAACCCCGCCACCCGCAUGCUGAAGACGGCCGCAGCUCAAGUCGGCACGGCAACUGUGUCCAGUCCCAACACUUCCACUCGCCCCAUCAUCACUGUGCACAAGUCCGGCACCGUUACAGUGGCUCAGCAAGCCCAGGUGGUCACCACAGUGGUCGGUGGGGUCACUAAGACCAUCACUCUUGUGAAGAGCCCUAUCUCAAUGGCAGGAGGAGGAACACUGUUCUCUAACCUGGGGAAGGUGAUGUCCGUUGUGCAGACGAAGCCAGGGCAGUCUGCCUUGACCGGACAGGCCUCCACCAACCCACUCACUCAGAUCAUACAGACAAAAGGGCCCCUCCCUGCUGGCACGAUUCUGAAACUGGUGACCUCUGCGGAUGGGAAGCCCACCACCAUCAUCACCACCAGCCAGGCAGGGGUGGCGGGCGGCAAACCCACCAUCUUGGGCGUCAGCAGCAUGUCGCCGACCUCCACCACCAAACCAGGCACCACCCAUAUUAUCAAAACCAUCCCCAUGUCUGCCAUUGGGGCCUCUGGUGUUACCAGUAGUGCUGGGAUGAAGUCCCCCAUCACCAUUUUCACCACCAAGGCCUUCACCUCUGGCACGGGCACCCCUGGCAAGAUAAUCACUACUGUGCCAAAGCUGGGCGGUGCAGCAGGCCAGCAGGGCCUUACUCAGGUGGUUUUGAAGGGAGCACCAGGUCAACCUGGGACGAUCCUACGAACAGUGCCCAUGAGCGGAGUUCGACUGGUUUCCCCAGUGUCCGUAUCUACUGUUAAGCCAACUGUGACCACCUUGGUUGUCAAAGGAACCACAGGGGUCACUACUCUGGGCACAGUCACGGGGACCGUCUCUAGCAGCCUGGCUGGUGGCAGCGUCACCAGUGCCAACGCCUCCCUGGCCACACCCAUCACCACGCUGGGAAGUAUCGCCACCCUGUCUAGUCAGGUGAUUAACCCAGCAACCAUCACGGUGUCUGCAGCGCAGACUAGCCUUACCACGGCAACAGCCCUCCCCACCACCUCCAUACAGUCGGCAGGACAGCCUACCCAGGUGACCCUAAUCACGAGCCCCAGCAGUGCAGAGGCUCAGGCGGGUCAGGACCUGCCCGUGUCCAUCCUGGCGUCGCCAACGUCCGAGCAGCCCAGCUCUUCCGAGACGGCCGCCAGCGACACCUCUGGCUCGGUCACACUGGUCUGCUCCAACCCUCCCUGUGAAACGCACGAGACGGGCACAACCAACACAGCCACCACAGCCACCGUCAACAUGGGCGGGACGCAGCGAGUCUGCUCCAACCCGCCCUGCGAGACUCAUGAAACGGGCACUACCAACACUGCCACCACGGCGUCCUCGAACAUGGGUGGUGCCACUCAGGUUUGUUCCAACCCACCCUGCGAGACGCACGAGACGGGCACAACCAACACUGCCACCACAGCGUCCUCAAGCAUGGGUGCCAGAUGGCCACGGUACUGGCGCCGAGAGGGUUUGCUCCACCCGCCCUGCGAGGCCGCGCAGGCGGGCACAACCAACACUGCCACCACAGCGUCCUCAAGCAUGGGUGCUGGCAACCAGAUGGCCACCGGUACUGCGCAGAGGGUUUGCUCCAACCCGCCCUGCGAGACGCACGAGACGGGCACAACCAACACUGCCACCACAGCGUCCUCAAGCAUGGGUGCUGGCAACCAGAUGGCCACCGGUACUGCGCAGAGGGUUUGCUCCAACCCGCCCUGCGAGACGCACGAGACGGGCACUACCAACACAGCCACCACAGCGUCCUCAAGCAUGGGUGCUGGCACUCAGACGGGCACCAGUACCGCGCAGAGGGUUUGCUCCAACCCGCCCUGCGAGACGCACGAGACGGGCACUACCAACACUGCCACCACAGCGUCCUCAAGCAUGAGUGCUGGCGACCAGACGGCCACCGGUACCGUGCAGAGGGUUUGCUCCAACCCGCCCUGUGAAACCCACGAGACGGGCACUACCAACACUGCGACCACAGCUACCUGCAACCUGGAGACUGGAGAAGGCGCAGCCCAGCAGAGUACAGAGUCUUCGGAAGCAACCAGCAGCACAGAGGUGCCCUCAACAUCGUCCACGGCAGCUGGAUCCAGUCGAGCGGUCACCACAGUUACUCAGGCCACACCCGCACCUGGACCCUCGGUUCCUUCCAUCUCGUCCAUCGCUGAGUCGUCGGGUGCCGUACCAGCAGAGCUCACUCAGGACGAGCUGACUGCAGCGGGCAGCUCCGAGGCUGUGGCGUCUGAGGAGCCCAUGCAGACAGACUGCCCACCAGAGGGUGCCAUGCCCAUGGAGGAAGGAGAUGCUGCACACACAACUCAGAUGGCGGAGUCCGCAUCCCAGGAGGCCGAGGCCCUGGGCCUGCCCCCAGAGCUCAUGUCUGAGGGCCAGACCACCACACUGAUGGUGACUGGCCUGACCCCCGAGGAGCUGGCCGUGACCGCCGCGGCAGAGGCCGCAGCACAAGCUGCCGCUACGGAGGAAGCCCAGGCUCUGGCCGCCUCUGAGGAGGCCCAGGCCCUGGCCAUCCAGGCAGUGCUGCAGGCCGCCCAGCAGGCUGUCAUGAGCGAGGGCAACACUGGCUCAGAGCAGCAGACCCACACCAUCCCCAUCGUGCUCACCCCGCAGGAGCUGGCGGCACUCGUUCAGCAGCAGCAGCAGCUCCAGGAGGCCCAGGCGGCCGCCCAGCAGCAGGCACAGGAGCAGGCUGCGCCCACCGAGGGCCUGGCCCCCGCCGACAGCCUCAACGACCCCGCCUCCGAGAGCAACGGCCACGGUGACAUGGCCGCCGCCGUCUCCAGUGCUGUCGCCGGGUUGCUCCCCAGCACCGCUGCUGAGACAUUGGCGCCAUCCAACACCUUUGCAACAGUAGCAGUAGCCAGCCCCGCCAAGAUGCAGGCUGCAGCAACACUGGCUGAAGUGGCCAAUGGCAUCGAGAAGCAGAGUGCUCCUCCUGCCCCAGUCCGAGUCCCAGUAAAGAAAGAGAACCAGUGGUAUGACGUGGGAAUCGUCAAGGUGACCAACAUGGUGGUGACGCAUUAUUAUAUACCGGGAGGUGACUCUGCCUACUCAGAGGAUGACUCGGGAGCCAUGCCCGACUACACUGAAAUGAAGAGGAUGGAGUUGCAGCCAGGCACAGCAUACAAGUUCCGAGUAGCGGGAAUCAAUGCCUGCGGCCGUGGCGCCUUCUCAGAAAUAUCCGCUUUCAAGACCUGCCUGCCAGGCUUCCCAGGGGCACCUUGUGCCAUCAAAAUCAGCAAGAGCCCAGACGGUGCCCACUUGACGUGGGAGCCGCCGUCGGUCACGUCGGGCAAGAUCAUCGAGUACUCUGUGUACCUGGCCAUCCAGAGCUCGCAAACCACCGAGGCCAAGCCGUCGGCGCCAGCCCAGCUGGCCUUCAUGCGGGUGUACUGCGGGCCCAGCCCGUCCUGCCUGGUGCAGUCCUCCAGCCUGUCCAACGCACACAUCGACUACACCACCAAGCCUGCCAUCAUCUUCCGUAUCGCCGCACGCAACGAGAAGGGCUAUGGCCCUGCUACGCAAGUCCGAUGGCUCCAAGAGUCAAGCAAAGAUGCUGCAGCCAAGCCGGCUGCCAAGAGAGCAGUGUCCUCCCCAGACGUGAAAACUGGUCCUAAGAAGGCGCGGAUGGAUCAAUGAGGCAAUGUUGAGGCCUGUGCCCCCUACCCCCCCUCUCUGCAUCCCUCUGCCUCCUCCCCAACCCUUUAGCGACUUUAGAGACUACAGGCACAAACACCAUGGAACAUUUACUGUACCCAGCCAAGCAGUGUGUGUGUGUGUGUGUGUGUGUUUUUUUUUUUUCUCUUUCUCUCAACAUUUGGCAUUGCAUCAUUUUUACCUUUUUCAGCUGUGAACAAAAGAAAUGAUCAAGUACGUUUUACUUUUGUUUCCUCUUUUUUGGCGAAAACCCCACCCCCUUCACUCACACACACACACACUUUUUUAAGCGAUAGGUGGCAUUCCGGAAAAAAGAAAAACCAAAAAAAAAAGCCUUUCUCUUCUGCCAAGUCUUCCUCUUCUUUUUUUUUUUUUUUUUUUGGCCUUCCUGCAUAAUUUCCUAAGUAUGCCAUUUGCUCCUGGCAGGAUUUGAUUAGGUGAGCUUUUUACAAACAGCAUGCCAGGCUGCUGCCAGCUGGCUCAGGAUAAGGAGGAAACUGAGCAACUCUGGCAAAACAGGCAGAGGACUGCAGGGGUGGACAUUUCAUCCAACAACUUGCAAACCUAAAGUAAAACAAAGCACUUGUCCAUACACACACACACACAUGCGCACACACACACACACAUUGGACACUUCUCCUCCCCCCCUUUUUUUUUUCUUUCUUUUUUUCUGGUGGAAGGACCGCCAACCUCCCACUCAAAACAGAACACAUGGAGACGUUAACACUGAACGCGUGCAGCUCUGGAAUCCUGGUUAAGGCAUCAGUGUGCACCGGUGUGAGAGGAGACCCGUUUGGGAUGUUGCCACCAUGACGUGAACGGCGGAGUGGACAGGAUCGAGUAGAGACAGACUUUGUUACAACCAAGACCUGCAGUAUAUAUUCACAUACACGCCACAUGCAAACAUGCACACCGAAACAGAAAAAGAAAAGAAAAAAAACUUCCCAAAAAAUUAGAAAGCUAUGAUGCAGAAUAUCUUUGUGUAGUUUAUUUUUGUAUUUUUACGCUUUUCUCUUGUGUGUAUGUGGAUGUCAAGUGUGUUUUUUUUUUUUCAUUUUUUUUUUUUUUUUUUUAAUAAUCCCUGUAGUUAUGUCAAACCUGGGCUCGGAAAGGACAUCAUUUUAAAAUCUCAGUUGGACCUGUUCAUUGUUAUUGCAAGAAAAGAGAAGGGGCUUUUGUACUUUGAUUCGGCACGUAGAUGAAAUAGGAACGAAGGGAACUUGGACCUGGACCCAGGGAAAAGGGGGGUUUUACCCUUCUUGUGUUUUUCUUUCUC